Messenger RNA from Danaus plexippus (monarch butterfly), 659 nucleotides. RefSeq lists its product as uncharacterized. NCBI's taxonomy places the organism in Eukaryota, Metazoa, Arthropoda, Insecta, Lepidoptera, Nymphalidae. The record is from RefSeq and is a predicted model, not a curated record. The coding region runs from base 70 to 549 and encodes 159 amino acids. The transcript is spliced from 4 exons.
AGAUAAAAUUCAAUAUCAAGAUAAUGUAGCAAAUGUAUUAUUUAGUAUUUAAUCAACAUUACAUUAAAAAUGUACACAAAAUUGAUAAUAUUUCUUUUUAUUUGUGCCAAUGGACUAUCCGGAGCGCAAGCUCUGUUCCGGUGUUACGCCUGCGGAUUUUCUGUUACUGAUACCGACAGAUCCUGUCUCACUAUCACAAACACAACACAAAUGGUAGAAUGUAUCCACACAUAUUGUACAAUUAUGAGGCAGGAGUUUUUGGAUCCCCCAGGUGUUGUUGCAAGUUUUGUACGAAGCUGUGAAAGACAGCCAACUUUUUUGAAUCACGAAGUAGUUGAUUCAACAUUCCGGACAUUUUAUCGAGCUUGUACAAACGAUCGUUGUAAUAUAGGUAACGGAAUACAAUCGAUUAAUGAUGGAAAUUUAUCCCCUAAUCCCCCGUUUAAUGGCACCAAUUUACUGGUUCCGGGUACUAGAAACAGCGCCUCUACAUUUCAUUUUAGUUUAAUUAUUGUACCACUUACUAUAUUAGUUUAUAUGGUAAAAUAAUAUCGGAUUUUAUUUUAUAAAUAUUCUUUUUUACAUCACGACCUAAAAAUAUUGAAAACCAUAUUGUAAAAUUAUUUAUAAUAUUUUAAUAAAUAAACGUGAAAGUACAA